AUGGCCUUCAACUUCAACUGGUCGCCGCUCACUGCGGACGCUGAAUUCUACCGUCGAGCGCGUGAUCUGCUCACCAAGGCCCUGAACAAGUCACCGAAGCCGCCCAUCAUCGUCGACGACGUCUUCGUGAGCGAGUUCAACCUGGGCACCGUGCCCCCCGACCUCGAAAUCCUCGAGAUUGGCGACCUCGCCGAAGACCGAUUUCGAGGCAUAUUCAAAAUGUGCUACUCCGGCGAUGCGUUCCUUACCUUGAAGACACGGGUUCAAGCGAAUCCGUUGAAUACCUACCUCGACUCCAAACCGUCCUUCACAUCGCCUCGACCUCUGGCUGCCGCUUCAGGUCUUACCAUACCCCUCUCAAUUACCUUGUCCGACAUUAAACUCUCCGCCUUCAUCAUCCUGGUCUUCUCCAAGCAAAAGGGUCUGACCUUGGUGUUCCGGAAUGAUCCGCUCGAGUCUCUCAAGGUCUCAUCGACCUUUGAUUCCAUACAGUUUGUCCGCGACUACCUGCAACGCACGAUUGAGCAACAACUCCGCAACCUCAUGAUGGACGAGCUUCCUGCCAUCAUUCACAGACUAUCUCUGCAGCUGUGGUGCCCUGACCAGGCGAACAAGGGCACCGAGACUCCAGAGGAGGCUGCCGAUGUAAAGGGCGCCGAUCCGUUUGCAAGCCCGCCGUUGGAUCCCGUCGAUGCCAAUGGUAAUCUUCUGGACUACAAUACCGUUUCAGAACUCACAUUGAACGGCGGUGGUGAGAUGCAAUACUUGUUCUCACAGAAGAACUUGCUUCGUCUGGCUGCAUUGACGGAUUCACAUCGAACCCUGUCUCUCUUUACUCCAGGCAUCAAGGAUGUCGUUUUCCGCGCCUGGUCUGGCUUCGGAGACCGUUCUGAGCCGACCAGUCCUCGACCUGCCACUCCCGGCCUGGCAAAGACUUCAUCCCUGCCCACGGGCGGCAGCACGACCUAUACCUUCUCUGAUCCCGGAAGCACAGCUCACGGGUAUUUGCCGUCGAGGCCGUCCUUCGUCAGCCUCAACUCGGCCGUCAAUGGCACUGCUCAUGGUGCCAGCCACCGGUCAAGACCUGGUCGAAAGAAGAAGAACAGAGUCGUCAACCUUCGACGGGUCAAGUCAGAAGCUGGCUCCUCCGACGUCGCAUCCAACGACGACAUUUCCGACACUGCGUCAGUCAAUGUGCCAUCAUCAGAACCCGUCAUAUCCACCCCCGUCCCAGAGGAGCCCACGGCCGGUGGUGGCCCAAGCAUCGAACAAGCACCCGCCGGCAAGGUCCGCUUCAGGCCCGCUCACCGGGAGCACGUCCUACCCAUCCGCCAGGCUCUCAUGUCCGACCUUUACAAGAAGAAACUCGACCAGCUGGCCUCGGCACGGGACGAGGCGAAAAACACCGAGUCUGUCAGCAGGACGUACGACAUGAUUACCGAAAAAGCACCUUUCGAUAAGCAUGGCAACCCCAUCCGUGACCAACAAGCUCAAACGAGCAACUCAUCGGAUACGUCGUCCGUCAUUCUCGAGCAAGCGUGGAUCAUGAAGAUGGCUGGCGAAAUAGCCCGUCGUGUAUACGACGAAAAGAACCGCCAACGAGGCAUUUGGGAAGAGGGAGAGGGCGCUCCCCCGCCUGCCUAUGAAGCUGCAACUCACUAG
Molecule: messenger RNA, 1662 nt
Organism: Metarhizium album ARSEF 1941
Lineage: Eukaryota; Fungi; Ascomycota; Sordariomycetes; Hypocreales; Clavicipitaceae
Product: mitochondrial distribution and morphology protein 34
Exons: 2
Coding region: 1-1662 (553 amino acids)
Biological process (GO): phospholipid transport; mitochondrion organization
Cellular component (GO): ERMES complex
Molecular function (GO): lipid binding
Source: RefSeq, a predicted model, not a curated record